This is a messenger RNA of Helobdella robusta, 615 nucleotides long. RefSeq lists its product as hypothetical. NCBI's taxonomy places the organism in Eukaryota, Metazoa, Annelida, Clitellata, Rhynchobdellida, Glossiphoniidae. The record is from RefSeq and is a predicted model, not a curated record. The transcript is spliced from 5 exons. Gene Ontology annotation, cellular component: nucleus. The coding region runs from base 1 to 615 and encodes 204 amino acids. Gene Ontology annotation, biological process: chromatin remodeling.
AUGGCCACGUUGGAGAGAAAACAGAUGGUUUUUGAAAACGUACAUGGCGGUUUUGGCUAUGGAGAACGGAAUGAAGAUGGCAACCGCAUCCUUGAGUUUGCUGAAAGUCACGGGUUUUGUUUACUGAACACAUAUUUCAGACAGAGGAUUAAAUUGCCGGAAUUAAAGACAUUCGAAGCAAUUGUUUUCAUCUUAACAAUAGGUACAGUUAAUGUUAUAUUAUUAGACAUUUAUCGAACGGAAUCGCAGUGUACUUAUAACAACCUUGUGACAGAACCUCAGUCUUUUGUGGUUCCUUUACAAAAAUUAGAAGAAGAUUCAAGUGAUGGACAUCUCACACAGGAUAGCAAUGCUAGUGAUGAUACCGCAGGUCUCGGUAGUGAGACGUCUUUCCACGGUAUAACAACGUUGGCUGCCUUGAAAUCAGAUCCUUCAAUUGCCACUUCAACUAAUUUAGAACAUAACUUAGGAACUUCGAAUCAUCUUAACCAUACUUCUUUUCACCCUUAUGGCCAUUCAGCUGAUGGUCAUUUCUUCAUACCUGCCCAAAUAAUUGAAGAAGCUUCUAGGAAACGAGAAUUACGUCUUCUCAAAAACAAGUGUUUAAUUUUAUAA